This is a messenger RNA of Pan troglodytes (chimpanzee), 4975 nucleotides long. RefSeq names its product protein tyrosine kinase 2 (gene PTK2). Bases 498 to 3911 code for a protein of 1137 amino acids. The record is from RefSeq and is a predicted model, not a curated record. Lineage: Eukaryota; Metazoa; Chordata; Mammalia; Primates; Hominidae. Gene Ontology annotation, molecular function: ATP binding; protein tyrosine kinase activity. The transcript is spliced from 36 exons. Gene Ontology annotation, cellular component: cytoskeleton; focal adhesion. Gene Ontology annotation, biological process: signal complex assembly; protein phosphorylation.
GCCGCGCACGCGCGCGGGCCCGCGCCGACGCAGCACGGCCUCGAGGGCGCAAGCCCGCGCCGCCGCCGCCGCCGGUCCCGGACCACUGUGAGCCCGCGGCGUGAGGCGUGGGAGGGAGCGCGGCUGCUGUCGCCCAGCGCCGCCCCGUCGUCGUCUGCCUUCGCUUCACGGCGCCGAGCCGCGGUCCGAGCAGAACUGGAGCUCCUUUGCAUCUUCCAGUUACAAAUUCAGUGCCUUCUGCAGUUUCCCCAGAGCUCCUCAAGAAUAACGGAAGGGAGAUUGCGGAAGCAUGAGAAGAUUCUGUAACUGAGAGGCAUUCUUCAAGCUGCUGGAAAAUAUUACAGAAGGAACACCUUCCAAAUUUUGCUUCAAGCUCUGAAAAAAGGAGCACACAGGGGAACCUUAGUCUUGCUUGUGGAUCGAAGCAAAUACUAUCACAGCGAGAAACUGGGACUUUGUGUGCGGACUCCUGGCUUGAUCUUUAUAGGAUUGGGUGUAUGUUGUUGGAACUGGCAGGCCAAGAGGCCCUGAAACCAGCAGGUGCCAUCUAUAUGGAGAAAAGCGGAUGUAGUCCAUUUCCAGUGUGUUGGGAUAAAGAAUAUGACAGAUACCUAGCAUCUAGCAAAAUAAUGGCAGCUGCUUACCUUGACCCCAACUUGAAUCACACGCCAAAUUCGAGUACUAAGACUCACCUGGGUACUGGUAUGGAACGUUCUCCUGGUGCAAUGGAGCGAGUAUUAAAGGUCUUUCAUUAUUUUGAAAGCAAUAGUGAGCCAACCACCUGGGCCAGUAUUAUCAGGCAUGGAGAUGCUACUGAUGUCAGGGGCAUCAUUCAGAAGAUAGUGGACAGUCACAAAGUAAAGCAUGUGGCCUGCUAUGGAUUCCGCCUCAGUCACCUGCGGUCAGAGGAGGUUCACUGGCUUCACGUGGAUAUGGGCGUCUCCAGUGUGAGGGAGAAGUAUGAGCUUGCUCACCCACCAGAGGAGUGGAAAUAUGAAUUGAGAAUUCGUUAUUUGCCAAAAGGAUUUCUAAACCAGUUUACUGAAGAUAAGCCAACUUUGAAUUUCUUCUAUCAACAGGUGAAGAGCGAUUAUAUGUUAGAGAUAGCUGAUCAAGUGGACCAGGAAAUUGCUUUGAAGUUGGGUUGUCUAGAAAUACGGCGAUCAUACUGGGAGAUGCGGGGCAAUGCACUAGAAAAGAAGUCUAACUAUGAAGUAUUAGAAAAAGAUGUUGGUUUAAAGCGAUUUUUUCCUAAGAGUUUACUGGAUUCUGUCAAGGCCAAAACACUAAGAAAACUGAUCCAACAAACAUUUAGACAAUUCGCCAACCUUAAUAGAGAAGAAAGUAUUCUGAAAUUCUUUGAGAUCCUGUCUCCAGUCUACAGAUUUGAUAAGGAAUGCUUCAAGUGUGCUCUUGGUUCAAGCUGGAUUAUUUCAGUGGAACUGGCAAUCGGCCCAGAAGAAGGGAUCAGUUACCUAACGGACAAGGGCUGCAAUCCCACACAUCUUGCUGACUUCACUCAAGUGCAAACCAUUCAGUAUUCAAACAGUGAAGACAAGGACAGAAAAGGAAUGCUACAACUAAAAAUAGCAGGUGCACCCGAGCCUCUGACAGUGACGGCACCAUCCCUAACCAUUGCGGAGAAUAUGGCUGACCUAAUAGAUGGGUACUGCCGGCUGGUGAAUGGAGCCUCGCAGUCAUUUAUCAUCAGACCCCAGAAAGAAGGUGAACGGGCUUUGCCAUCAAUACCAAAGUUGGCCAACAGCGAAAAGCAAGGCAUGCGGACACACGCCGUCUCUGUGUCAGGAGUCAGUCACUGCCAACAUAAAGUUAAGAAAGCUAGGCGCUUUCUCCCUUUGGUCUUCUGUUCCCAUGAUCCUCCUUCUACGGAUGAAAUUAGUGGGGACGAAACAGAUGAUUAUGCUGAGAUUAUAGAUGAAGAAGAUACUUACACCAUGCCCUCAAAAAGCUAUGGAAUAGAUGAAGCCAGGGAUUAUGAGAUUCAAAGAGAAAGAAUAGAACUUGGACGAUGUAUUGGAGAAGGCCAAUUUGGAGAUGUACAUCAAGGCAUUUAUAUGAGUCCAGAGAAUCCAGCAUUGGCGGUUGCAAUUAAAACAUGUAAAAACUGUACUUCGGACAGCGUGAGAGAGAAAUUUCUUCAAGAAGCCUUAACAAUGCGUCAGUUUGACCAUCCUCAUAUUGUGAAGCUGAUUGGAGUCAUCACAGAGAAUCCUGUCUGGAUAAUCAUGGAGCUGUGCACACUUGGAGAGCUGAGGUCAUUUUUGCAAGUAAGGAAAUACAGUUUGGAUCUAGCAUCUUUGAUCCUGUAUGCCUAUCAGCUUAGUACAGCUCUUGCAUAUCUAGAGAGCAAAAGAUUUGUACACAGGGACAUUGCUGCUCGGAAUGUUCUGGUGUCCUCAAAUGAUUGUGUAAAAUUAGGAGACUUUGGAUUAUCCCGAUAUAUGGAAGAUAGUACUUACUACAAAGCUUCCAAAGGAAAAUUGCCUAUUAAAUGGAUGGCUCCAGAGUCAAUCAAUUUUCGACGUUUUACCUCAGCUAGUGACGUAUGGAUGUUUGGUGUGUGUAUGUGGGAGAUACUGAUGCAUGGUGUGAAGCCUUUUCAAGGAGUGAAGAACAAUGAUGUAAUCGGUCGAAUUGAAAAUGGGGAAAGAUUACCAAUGCCUCCAAAUUGUCCUCCUACCCUCUACAGCCUUAUGACGAAAUGCUGGGCCUAUGACCCCAGCAGGCGGCCCAGGUUUACUGAACUUAAAGCUCAGCUCAGCACAAUCCUGGAGGAAGAGAAGGCUCAGCAAGAAGAGCGCAUGAGGAUGGAGUCCAGAAGACAGGCCACAGUGUCCUGGGACUCCGGAGGGUCUGAUGAAGCACCGCCCAAGCCCAGCAGACCGGGUUAUCCUAGUCCAAGGUCCAGCGAAGGAUUUUAUCCCAGCCCACAGCACAUGGUACAAACCAAUCAUUACCAGGUUUCUGGCUACCCUGGUUCACAUGGAAUCACAGCCAUGGCUGGCAGCAUCUAUCCAGGUCAGGCAUCUCUUUUGGACCAAACAGAUUCAUGGAAUCAUAGACCUCAGGAGAUAGCAAUGUGGCAGCCCAAUGUGGAGGACUCUACAGUAUUGGACCUGCGAGGGAUUGGGCAAGUGUUGCCAACCCAUCUGAUGGAAGAGCGUCUAAUCCGACAGCAACAGGAAAUGGAAGAAGAUCAGCGCUGGCUGGAAAAAGAGGAAAGAUUUCUGAAACCUGAUGUGAGACUCUCUCGAGGCAGUAUUGACAGGGAGGAUGGAAGUCUUCAGGGUCCGAUUGGAAACCAACAUAUAUAUCAGCCUGUGGGUAAACCAGAUCCUGCAGCUCCACCAAAGAAACCGCCUCGCCCUGGAGCUCCCGGUCAUCUGGGAAGCCUUGCCAGCCUCAGCAGCCCUGCUGACAGCUACAACGAGGGUGUCAAGCUUCAGCCCCAGGAAAUCAGCCCCCCUCCUACUGCCAACCUGGACCGGUCGAAUGAUAAGGUGUACGAGAAUGUGACGGGCCUGGUGAAAGCUGUCAUCGAGAUGUCCAGUAAAAUCCAGCCAGCCCCACCAGAGGAGUAUGUCCCUAUGGUGAAGGAAGUCGGCUUGGCCCUGAGGACGUUAUUGGCCACUGUGGAUGAGACCAUUCCCCUCCUACCAGCCAGCACCCACCGAGAGAUUGAGAUGGCACAGAAGCUGUUGAACUCUGACCUGGGUGAGCUCAUCAACAAGAUGAAACUGGCCCAGCAGUAUGUCAUGACCAGCCUCCAGCAAGAGUACAAAAAGCAAAUGCUGACUGCUGCUCACGCCCUGGCUGUGGAUGCCAAAAACUUACUCGAUGUCAUUGACCAAGCAAGACUGAAAAUGCUUGGGCAGACGAGACCACACUGAGCCUCCCCUAGGAGCACGUCUUGCUACCCUCUUUUGAAGAUGUUCUCUAGCCUUCCACCAGCAGCGAGGAAUUAACCCUGUGUCCUCAGUCGCCAGCACUUACAGCUCCAACUUUUUUGAAUGACCAUCUGGUUGAAAAAUCUUUCUCAUAUAAGUUUAACCACACUUUGAUUUGGGUUCAUUUUUUGUUUUGUUUUUUUCAAUCAUGAUAUUCAGAAAAGUCCAGGAUCCAAAAUGUGGCGUUUUUCUAAGAAUGAAAAUUAUAUGUAAGCUUUUAAGCAUCAUGAAGAACAAUUUAUGUUCACAUUAAGAUACGUUCUAAAGGGGGAUGGCCAAGGGGUGACAUCUUAACUCCUAAACUACCUUAGCUGCAUAGUGGAAGAGGAGAGCAUGAAGCAAAGAAUUCCAGGAAACCCAAGAGGCUGAGAAUUCUUUUGUCUACCAUAGAAUUAUUAUCCAGACUGGAAUUUUUGUUUGUUAGAACACCCUUCAGUUGCAAUAUGCUAAUCCCACUUUACAAAGAAUAUAAAAGCUAUAUUUUGAAGACUUGAGUUAUUUCAGAAAAAACUACAGCCCUUUUUGUCUUACCUGCCUUUUACUUUCGUGUGGAUAUGUGAAGCAUUGGGUCGGGAACUAGCUGUAGAACACAACUAAAAACUCACGUCUUUUUUCACAGAAUAAUGUGCCAGUUUUUUGUAGCAAUGUUAUUUCUCUUGGAAGCAGAAAUGCUUUGUACCAGAGCACCUCCAAACUGCAUUGAGGAGAAGUUCCAGAACCAUCCCCUUUUUCCAUUUUUAUAUAAUUUAUAAAGAAAGAUUAAAGCCAUGUUGACUAUUUUACAGCCACUGGAGUUAACUAACCCUUCCUUGUAUCUGUCUUCCCAGGAGAGAAUGAAGCAAAACAGGAAUUUGGUUUUCUUUUGAUGUCCAGUUACACCAUCCAUUCUGUUAAUUUUGAAAAAAUAUACCCUCCCUUUAGUUUGUUGGGGGAUAUAAAUUAUUCUCAGGAAGAAUAUAAUGAACUGUACAGUUACUUUGACCUAUUAAAAAGGUGUUACCAGUAAA